Molecule: messenger RNA, 1887 nt
Organism: Dunckerocampus dactyliophorus (ringed pipefish)
Lineage: Eukaryota; Metazoa; Chordata; Actinopteri; Syngnathiformes; Syngnathidae
Gene: ssc4d
Product: scavenger receptor cysteine-rich domain-containing group B protein
Exons: 11
Coding region: 19-1809 (596 amino acids)
Cellular component (GO): membrane
Source: RefSeq, a predicted model, not a curated record
GAGCGUGAAAGUGUAUAAAUGCGUUGCAGGCAGACGGUCAGCCAGGCAGCCAUGCGAGGCCAGCGCGUGGUGGAGAGCUUGUGGCGGUGUUGGAAUCCCACGAUCUGGCUAUCGGCGAUCUUGCUCGGGUCCUGCAUCCUGGUGGCCGUCAGUGUGUUGUCACGAUUUGGAGAUGUGAAAGUAAACCGACGGGCUGUGCCGACCGAUAACUUGCAAUCCCCAUGGAGGAGGCAUUACCAUGUGGAACUGUUAAACGGGCGCAACAGAUGCGAGGGCCGUGUGGAGGUGCGCUACAAUGAUACCUGGGGCACGGUCUGCGAUGACGACUGGGACAUGGUGGAUGCCCAAGUUGUGUGUCGCCAGCUGGACUGCGGAGUGGCUGUCGCCAUGGGGAGCAGCUCUCAGUACGGGCAAGGCUCGGGACUCAUUGUGCUGGAUAACGUGGACUGCAAAGGGAGUGAAACAAACCUUGGUCAAUGUGACAGUCUCACCUGGGGUGUCCACAACUGUUACCACUAUGAGGAUGUGGCCAUCAUAUGUCGAGAACCACUGGUUGUAGGAGCAAAAGCUUCAGGGGACGUUACCACAAUGUCCUCCAAGGACACCUUCUCAGAUGGCACAAUCCGUCUGGUGGAUGGACUAGACUCAUGCCAGGGCCGGGUGGAGAUCUACUAUCAGGGACGGUGGGGGACAGUGUGCGAUGAUGACUGGGACUUGAGAGAGGCUGAGGUUGUGUGCCGGCAGCUCGGCUGCGGCCACGUCAUUUCAGCUCACACCAACUCUUACUAUGGUUACGGCACCGGCCAUAUUCUUCUGGACAAUAUCAACUGUCAGGGCAACGAGCUGCAGUUGACAAAAUGUGCCAGCCUGGGAUGGGGAAACCACAACUGUGGCCAUCAUGAAGACGCUGGGAUCACCUGCUCUGGUACAGGAACCAACCCUGUGCCCACAGUUCACCCUUCCACCGGCAGCCAGGACUCUAAGGUCUGGUCAACACUGGAAACUAAAGUGACGAGUGAUGAUGUCACAGCAACAGAGAGCAUGAGCACAAGUGCCAUGAAAAAAGGCCUCACGGCUGUCCGGGUGGUGAACGGAAACAGCAGCUGCCGGGGUCGCGUAGAAGUACAAUACGACGACGUUUGGGGGACUGUGUGUGACGAUGGCUGGGAUAUGCCCAAUGCCGUCGUGGUGUGCAGGCAGCUGGGUUGCGGCAACGCUCUUGAGGCCAAGUCUCAGGCCUUCUACGGCUACGGCACCGGCCCCAUCCUGCUCGACAAUGUAGAAUGUGACGGCGACGAGGCCGACAUCUCCGAGUGCACCCAUUCGGGCGUGGGUCUGCACAACUGCGGCCAUCACGAGGAUGCUGGAGUUAUCUGUGCACCCUUGCUACCCAUCAGUGGAUUAGGAUUUGCCCGUGACUUUAGCCAAACUGAAGUGGUACACCCCGGGGCACCCAUCAGGACGUCCACCAUCUCCACACCACUUGCUGAAGGAAGUCUGAGACUGGUUGGCGGUAAGCAUGUCUGCGAGGGUCGCGUGGAGAUGUACCUCAAUUCCGAAUGGGGCACCGUGUGUGACGAUGCCUGGGACAUCGCCGACGCCAGGGUCGUGUGCCGGCAGCUCGGCUGCGGGGAGGCCGCAACGGCGUGGGAGGAAGCGCAUUUUGGGCCCGGCAAGGGAACAAUUCUGCUGGACAAUCUCAAGUGCACCGGUAGAGAAGCCUCCCUGCUGCACUGCUCUCAUAUAGCCUGGAAUGUGCACAACUGCGACCAUUCAGAAGAUGUCGGUGUCACCUGUUCACCGCUAUGAUUGUCAAAGAAUACUCAUACCAAACUUACAUUUGUGUACAAUCUGUAAAUAACGUUCUGCUAAGGCAAUGCUUCUCAA